AAACGGAUGGUAAAGUUUAUAUAUCCCAGAGGGAGUUAUUUUUAAACUCGAAGAAAAAAAAAGUGAAGUAAAUUGCAAGAAAAGUGGGUGUCAAGUGGACAGCUCAUUAUUGUAGCAAACAGUAAGGGUGGUUGCUGAAUAUGGGCUCGAGCAACUCCACCCUAUCUAAAAUACCAAACGUUGACGACUUGAUGCAAGAAACUGGGUUCACUCCUGCGCAUAUUGUGCGUCUUUAUGACAGGUUCCAGGCUCUGGACAAGGACAAGAAAGGCCAUCUGAGUCCGCAAGAUUUUGGAUCAAUCAAGGAGCUGGCCCUGAAUCCAAUAGGAGAUCGUAUAAUAGGAGCAUUCUUCGCUUCUGGACAGGAAACUGUGGACUUCCACUCCUUUGUGAGGAUUCUGGCCCACUUUCGGCCCAUAGACAAGAACCGACCCAGGGACCCCAAUGUACCGGAGCCCAUCAACAGCCGCACCAGCAAGCUCAGAUUUGCCUUCCAGCUUUAUGACCAGGAUAAGGAUGGCAAGAUCUCCCGGGCUGAGCUUUUACAGGUGUUGCGCGCGAUGCUGGAGAUGCAGGUGACGGAGGAGCAGCUGGAGAGCAUCGCCGACCGCACCAUUCAGGAGGCCGACCUGGACGGGGACAGCGCCAUCUCCUUCGACGAGUUCCGGAAGUCGUUGGAGAAGGUGAACAUUGACCAUAAGAUGAGCAUUCGCUUCCUGCGCUAGAAUGGACAGAGAAGCAGAAUGGCCAAGUUGUCUUACUCCCCCCUCCCCCCUCCACUCCCGAGGGUCCGACUGAGCCCAGAGAACUAACCUGCGCCCAUGCAAUGAAAGGGAUAUCUGGAAUGUAUGUCAUCUGGAAUAUAUUUAUAUGCUGCAUACUUAAACUGACUGACCAUUUGUUUAUGCUGCUUCAGAAAACAUAGAC
Megalops cyprinoides (Indo-Pacific tarpon) is the source of this 927-nucleotide messenger RNA. RefSeq names its product calcineurin-like EF-hand protein 2 (gene chp2). NCBI's taxonomy places the organism in Eukaryota, Metazoa, Chordata, Actinopteri, Elopiformes, Megalopidae. The transcript is spliced from 7 exons. The coding region runs from base 141 to 725 and encodes 194 amino acids. Gene Ontology annotation, molecular function: calcium ion binding. The record is from RefSeq and is a predicted model, not a curated record.